UUCUCGCUGUGGUGUGCUUCGUUGUCAGUCUGUAGAAGAGACGACGGACUGCCGGGCGAACGGUUUCUUGGUGGGGAAAAAAAGAAAGCGGCCCUUUGGGUGAGCUUGUUUGGAAACGAGACGAAGCUGCUUAAAAAUGACGAGGGGAAAUCAGCGCGAACUGGCCCGUCAGAGAAAUGCCAAGAAGCAAGGCGACAUGAGCAAGGGCAAAAGAAACGAAGAUGGUCUUUCUGCUGCUGCCAGGAAGCAGAGGGAUGCGGAGAUAAUGCAACAGAAACAGAAAAAGGCCAAUGAAAAAGCAGAUACAAAAUCAAAGUAGCUUCAUGGCUGGAAGGAAUCCCCUUCACACUAAGAUGAUCCUCAGUAAAUGUUAUCAUUGGUGUUACUAGUCUCCAUUGGGAUUUUCUUUGUGUUCUAAUCUCCAGUGUACAAGACGUUCUUGUACUCUUUCUGUCAGGACAUUUUAUAUUGUGUAGCUUCAGGAAGAUGAAUCAUUUCCAAUCAGAAUUCGGUUCUUUGCUUCACCGCAGUGUGCAGGUCUCACUUCUCUUGAUCAGUAUUUACAAUGUAAAAAGCAAGAAUUACAGACCGCUCAGCUUGGAACCACAAUCUUGUAUUUUUAUACCCCCUCCUCCUUUAAACUUGCGGAAUAAAUUGUAGCUCCUAAACACA
Molecule: messenger RNA, 672 nt
Organism: Colossoma macropomum (tambaqui)
Lineage: Eukaryota; Metazoa; Chordata; Actinopteri; Characiformes; Serrasalmidae
Exons: 3
Coding region: 137-319 (60 amino acids)
Source: RefSeq, a predicted model, not a curated record